Messenger RNA from Dracunculus medinensis (Guinea worm), 1497 nucleotides. Lineage: Eukaryota; Metazoa; Nematoda; Chromadorea; Rhabditida; Dracunculidae. The record is from the annotation of a GenBank genome assembly.
AUGGCUUCAUCGAAUUCCGAGUCUGCAUUGGACUUCCCAAAAUCCAGGCAGCCUACUCCUCUUUUGCUACAGGAAAAGGAAGUAGGCAGGCCUACUCCUCUUUUGCUACAGGAAAAGGAAGUAGGCUUAAGCUUUGCACAAAUGGAAGAAAUCGAGUCGAUUGCUGGCAGUGAUGCAGUCUUAAAUUUAAUUGAACUUAUAAAACAGGAUUCACGUUUAUGGGAUCGCAAUUCAUCAAAUUACGUUACACAUUACGAUAUUAAAAUACAUCGUUUUAAUAAUAUUGCACAAUUGCUCAAUAUUAACGGAAUAAGUGGUGAAACUGUAGCAAGUGCAUGGCGUGAAUUAACUGAAAAAUAUCGACGACGAUUAUACGACGGUAAACGACGCAAUGGUACUACAAAUUGGCCAUACUUUGAAGCAAUGAAUUUCCUUCGUCCACUAUAUGAGGUAAGUCGGUGGCAACGAACUAAGCCAGCACAAACCGCUAGAAGUCAAUCACCGUCAGUCGCUCAUCUCGUCAAUACAAUUUUGAGCGCUCAUGCUGCAGCUGAAGCUCAAAAUGUUCAUAGUUAUAGUUCAGCUGAUACUCAAAAUGUUCAGAAUUAUUCGGAUGCGGAUGUUCAUGGUGUACAUAGUUAUUCAGAAACUGAUGAAACCGAUAGCCAUAUUAUCUCUUUAGGUGAUCAGCCUAACGAUAUUGAACACAAAGUUGGUACAAAUAUGUGUCAUAAAAAUUCGCUCAACAAUGUUGAUGUUGAAAGAACGACAGAAGUUGCUGCUGGAAAUGAUUUAAUGGAUACAAUUCGAUACCUGUCGUCUCAUCAAUUACAGAAUGAUGUUAAAUGCUGUGAAAGUACAUCACCUUCAUCACAUUUUGCGACUGGUAUUGCGAAGGAAAUCGAAGCAGAAAUGGGAAUAAAUCAACGAACUGCUAAUUCAUCAAACUUGUUAAAUGCAAUUGGAGAAACUUCAAGGACAAUUACUGCAAAUACGAAUAUACCAAAUCCAAAAAGAACAACGAAUCGAAGUUGCAGUCGAUCGAAAGCCGGUAUAUGUAAUCCUCGAUCGCAACGAUCUAUCAAAAUGCUGAUAUCAUCUCCUUACAAUAAAGUUGUCACACCAGCUUCACCACAGUCUCUUUCUGGAUAUGGUUCAGCUACAGUCUACAGCCAACCUGUUAUCAAUGGCUCUUCAACCAAUGGUUUUAGUCCUAUUAAAACAACUGAACGAUGCGUUACUGCAACAUCGAAUACACAUGAACCAUUAAUGACUGAUAAUGUGAAUAGUAGAUGGGAAAAUGUUGGUCGUGUUUGGAUUGAUAUGAUGCAAGCAGUUCGUUCACCAGAACUUGCAUUAGCUGCAAACCGAUAUAUCACAAAUACUUUAUUUGCUGUAUUAGACUCAGAUCGAAUUAUUGCAGCGAAAAAUCCAAGUAGAAUACGAAUUGUCAUGCCACAAACACCACCUGAAAUCCAAAUUAUUCCUCUAAAUUGA